This is a messenger RNA of Pungitius pungitius (ninespine stickleback), 3121 nucleotides long. It is a transcript of the gene dedd2, whose product is annotated as death effector domain-containing 1. Lineage: Eukaryota; Metazoa; Chordata; Actinopteri; Perciformes; Gasterosteidae. Gene Ontology annotation, cellular component: nucleolus. Gene Ontology annotation, molecular function: protein binding; DNA binding. Gene Ontology annotation, biological process: apoptotic process; extrinsic apoptotic signaling pathway via death domain receptors; regulation of apoptotic process. The coding region runs from base 400 to 1548 and encodes 382 amino acids. The transcript is spliced from 6 exons. The record is from RefSeq and is a predicted model, not a curated record.
CAGUGCAGUGAAACCGUGACCUGACGUCAUCUACCAGACGGAGAGCUGUGAUUGGUCAGUUUCUCUGUGUUAUUGUGCUACUGUCAGUUCUGCCCGGUGCUGUGGGAGUUGUCCGGCCGACCAACCCCAAUCGACCCCAUCUAGCUCUAAUAAUGAUGAGCAGAAACGUGAUGACGUAACGCGAGGUGGUAAUUUGCUCCGACGCUCGUUGCUGCCCGUAGAAACGCCGAGAGCCCGCUUGACUCCUUUAGUAAGACUUUCUUUGAAACAACGACGACAACAACAAAGCACAUUCACAUCUGACUUAAAUUUGCAUUGCAUGUUUCAAGACAGCGUCGAGCUGACCUCGAAAACAGUUUGCCACAGGUGGGGAGGUGCCGAGGGGCUGUAGGCAGACCCAUGGCUGCCGUGCAUCACCCGGGGUGCCCCCUCAGGGACUCGCUUUACUGGGAUGAAACCGAAUGUCUAAACUACUAUGGGAUGUUGUCUCUCCAUGAGGUCUAUGAAGUAGUUGGUUGUCAGCUGACCGAAACUGACGUUGAAGUGUUGUCAUUCCUCCUGGAUGAAACUUGUCCCGCAACACACCCUCUCGACCCAGCAGAUUGGACGGUUAAGCCCUGUGGAGGCGACCCAGGUGACUCGGGCGUGACCCCGAGUACCGAGCUUCUAAAGGCCUGGAAGCGGUUAAAACCUCGGGGCUCCAGGCAUCCCUUAGCGCCCUCAUACAAGCCCAAGAGUGGCCUUGAGCUGCUGUUGGAGCUGGAUAGGCGAGGAUACCUCAGUGAUGGCAACUUGGAGCCACUAUUGCAACUACUUCGAGUCCUCACUCGUCAUGACUUGCUCCCUUUAGUGUCCCACAAGAAAAGGAGGACAGUAUCUCCAGACAGAAUUAGACAGCGGUACAGAAUAGACCGCCAGUUGGUGUGUGCCUCUGGAAUGCAGCACAGCUACAGACAGGCGGAAAUGCCUCUUCCAUAUUUCGCGCAGCAGUUGAGAACUGGGAUCUACCCUCCUCUGCCUGAGCCACCGGGGAGGAAGAGGAGGAAGAAGAGGGGAAACGGCUGGAGCCGUAAGCCCAGGAAAACGAGCCGACCGGGGCCGCCUCCACCUCCUCCGCCUCCACCGCACAAAGCCUUCUGCAAAAUCCGCCUGCGCGUCCGGGCCGAAUACCUGGAGCACGAUUCGGCCCUCCGGGAGGGCGUCUCGUCGGACAAGCGGCAGCCGCUGGAGCGUCAGUUUGAGUUGUUCAGCAAGGCCAACUCGCUGCUCCGGGCCAGAGACCUGGGUUCCAUCGUCUGCGACAUCAACUUCACGGAGCUGGAGAACCUGGAGGCCUUCUGGGGCGACUACCUGAGCGGGGCCCUGCUGGAGGCCCUGAAGGGAGUCUUCAUCACCGACUCCCUGAGGAUGGCGGCCGGAUCGGAGGGCGUCUGCCUGCUGAUCAGCGUGGACCAGGAUGACUACGAGGAGGGCCGGAUGCUGCUGAGAGCAAGGAGAAUGUUGCCAUCGAGUCAUCGGGGGCGAACAGAGACUCACUGGGCUGUCUAGGCUCAUCGGUGCGCUGUGUUCUCUUUGUAGAAAAAGGAACUGUUGGUGAUGAUGAAGGUUAUCAGUACAGGGCGAAUUUACAAGGCUGCCUCCUGUAGUUGCAAUGCAUGUAAUAAUCACUAGAUGGCAGCUUUCACCAUUGGUUGUUUGUGUUCGCAGCCGGCCUUACAUUUUCAGAAUGGUCUGUAGUUGAAAAAUUACCUUUUUUUUUGUGAAAGUGAAUAAUAAUAAUAACCGAUCAAUGUGCUUUCCCUUGGGAUUCAUGCACAGGUGCUACUGUGUAGAACACCAGCAGGAAACGGGAUGUACCAAGAUUUUUCUUCUUAGUCUCAGUGAGAACAGGAGCGAGCAAGCCUGUACCAAACAAAAUGGUAAGCCCCUCAUAACAUUAUUAAUCUUUAACUGAUGUGCCGCAAAAGAUAGAAAACUAAAUAACUACAGUGUUGAUACUUCACCUUGAAUACAAUAUUCACACGCAGACGUACACCGAUUAAAAAAUCAUAUCAUUCUCAAUCAACUAGUCAUCAAGCAUUCGUCACCCUUUUUUCCAAAUUUAUGCAUACAUUUCGUCAUUCAGAUUCUACGGUGGCUCUCGAAACUCAAAAUGAAAGCGGAUCCCUUUACCCAACUAAACAUACUUUGCCAAAUUUGGUUGGUUUUUAUUUUGUUUGAACUUAAUGACCAUAUAAACUGGCACCUCUUCUUUAAAACUACAAAUUCAAUGGCAAGAAAAGUUUCUUUAACAAUGUGCGACAGAUCUCAGGACAGCUGGAGAAGUGGACUUUUCUCUGUACAGAUUGAUCUUUGUGACCAAUUUUGGAGCGCGUAGCCCGCGCAUAUAGGCCCCCCCCAAAAAAAACCAACCGCUGUGUUUCUCAGCACCGCGUGCCACGCUAACCCGGCUUGUGAUUGCCGUGGUCGGUGGAUACGACUGUUGCCAGUAGAUGACAGCAGUGAUUAGGGCCUAGCCUCAGCAGACCAUGGAAGAUUCAUCAUCCGCAGCCUGUCAACAGCAACCCGAAUAAUACAACGGUGGCUUGUGUCCAGGCUUCGGCAAGUACUUCUCUGGGCAAGUAAAGCACAGGACAGUGCGUCGGUCAAUAGAAGUGAUGUUGGGGAGAUCAAAAUCAAAAGUGCACAUCCCAGCUCCACUCAGCCCUGCUAUGUAGACCCAGCAGAGGGGCUCACGGACAGCUGUCUACUCACCCUGCUGGAACUAAUGCCUGGACUUCACUCAUAGGAGACGAUCAAUAGGGCCCCUCCUGUAAGUCCCCCCCCCCCCCCCCCCACCCACCAUCCCCCCACACAGGCACGACUUAAGCAGGCAGACUUGCUACUGUCUGAUGUGUAGGGCUCCCCGAAGCGACGGGCAGAGGGAGCCAUGUGUUAUUACUAUUAUUAUUAUUAUUAUUAUUAUUAGUAUGGUUGUAUUAUUCCUACAAGGAAAAAAAAAAACAAAUUCAGGAGAGCGUUUUUGUUAAAGAAAAUCUUUUGGUAUGCCAAUUCUGUUUGUAAAAAUCUUUAUACACGAGAUAUUAUUUGUGGUGAAUAAUAAAGGUUUGUUGUCCUUAAA